Pseudovirgaria hyperparasitica is the source of this 1569-nucleotide messenger RNA. RefSeq lists its product as uncharacterized. Bases 1 to 1569 code for a protein of 522 amino acids. Lineage: Eukaryota; Fungi; Ascomycota; Dothideomycetes; Acrospermales; Acrospermaceae. Gene Ontology annotation, biological process: GPI anchor biosynthetic process. The record is from RefSeq and is a predicted model, not a curated record. The transcript is spliced from 2 exons. Gene Ontology annotation, cellular component: endoplasmic reticulum.
AUGCAAAAGUCCGUACUUUUACUCCGGCUCGUCCGGGUUCUAUUUCCUCUUUCUGUUAUUGGCACCGUGUAUAUUUACUUUUACCCUUUCUUCCACAAAUGUCACUUCCCCGAGCCGUGGACCGCGCCCGACUGGAACGAGCAAUGCGCCCACUAUGUACGAGAACCACAUAUAGCACCCUUCCGACUCCUUGCACUUGGUGACCCGCAGCUCGAAGGAGACAGUUCCCUUCCUGGCGGUGCUAUCGAGCCACCUCCCAGCAUACCUUCUAUAUGGCGCGACACGUUGGGCUUGAGUGAGGAGCCACGCGCAUGGGUUGACAUACUUCAAUACGACAUUCCCGACCUGUUCGUGAAAUGGCGGAAACAGAUAGAUCUCUUCGGCAACGACUUCUACCUCGCACAUCAGUAUCGCACCAUGCGUUGGUGGACGCGCCCAUCCCACAUAUCCGUGCUAGGGGACCUCCUUGGGAGUCAGUGGAGUACGGACGAGGAGUAUGAAAGUCGAUCGCAAAGGUUUUGGAAUAGAGUCUUUAAGGGAGGACUCAAGGUUUCAACAGACAUCACUUCACCGAAUGAGACAACGGGCAGAGUGGAGGUGCUGGGGGACGACGUGCUUUGGGAACAACGGCUCAUCAAUAUUGUGGGCAAUCAUGAUGUUGGAUACGCCGGCGAUCUGGAUGAAACUAGAGUCGAUCGGUUUGAAAGAGCGUUCGGCCAAGUUAAUUGGGACAUACGCUUUGAACUGCCGCAGUUCUCUUUAACGAACCUGAAUCUAAAUGAAACGACAGAAAAGAUACCGUCGCUGCAUAUAAUCGUCCUGAACUCCAUGAACCUCGAUGGACCGGUACUAUCGGAGAAGCUACAAGGAGACACUUACAAGUUCAUCAACGAUGUCAUAAGUUCCAGAUCCGCUCCAGUUGAGGAUCAUACAUCCGCCACACUACUGCUCACUCAUAUACCGCUGCACAAAGAAGACGGCGUCUGCAUUGACGGGCCAUUCUUCGACUACUUCCCAUCAGAAGAAGGCGGGGGGAUAAGAGAACAAAACCAUCUUAGUGAACAUGGAACCAAAUCGGUGCUCCAGGGAAUCUUCGGUCUCAGUGGGAACAAAGGAGCUCCCGGCAAUGGCCUGGGCCGAAACGGUCUCAUAGUAAACGGACAUGAUCACGAAGGUUGCGACGUAUGGCAUAGCAUUCGCUAUGGGGAGGAAUCAUGGCGAGCGGAGCGGUAUCCGCCCGCGCAGAACACGAGUGAAUCAAUGUCCUUACCUGGCAUCCGCGAAGUCAAUCCCGGUCUUCGCGAGAUCACACUCCGAAGCAUGAUGGGGGAGUUUGGUGGCUAUGCAGGCUUGCUUAGUGCAUGGUACGAUCCGGGAGCUGGCAAAUGGGAGUUUGCCUUUGACUACUGUAGCAUGGGCAUUCAGCACUACUGGUGGGCGAUUCAUAUUGUGGACAUCGUCACCAUUAUUUGUAUUCUCGCCAUCAUCCCUGUCCGGCUCUUAGAGCGAUUGCCAGACGGAAAUGAAGGAGCGAGGCAUAGGGGAGAGAAAGCUAUGAAGCGCGAUUAG